CUGAUUUGCUUGUUAUUCUUUUUAUCGGAUGUUCUGUUUGAAGCUUGGAUUGAAAUUAUAUACGUUUUCGGACUUGGAUUUGAAUGUUAUUCAAUUGGAUUUAUAGUUAGUUGAAUGAAUGUGUGAGGCCCGGAUUUUGUAGGAAUCGGAAUAACAAUUAUCAAGCUUAGGUUUGGGAUGUUUGUGAUUAAAAAGAGUAACGUGGUUAUGGUUUUGAGGGUUUACUGCUAAUUAUUUGGAGUUGAAAUGGGGAAACCUACGGGUAAGAAAAAGUUACAGGCCAGAGCGGAAGAGGUUAUAAAACAGAAUAAAGCAGAAAGAAGUUCGAAACAAAUUGAUGAAGAUACUGCUGUCUUAAUUCAAAUGUCUCAGGAGUUGAAGGAAGAAGGAAACAGAUUGUUUCAAAAGUGUGAUUAUGAGGGGGCAAUGUUGAACUAUGAGAAGGCUCUUAAGUUGUUACCUGCAAACCAUAUAGAUGUUGUGUCUUUACGCUGUAAUAUGGCUUCUUGUUAUAUGCAGAUGGGUAUUGGGGAGUACCCAAGGGCAAUACAUGAAUGUAAUUUGGCUCUUGAAGGAGCUCCCAAGUAUAGCAAGGCUCUGUUGAAGAGAGCUAGGUGUUACAAGGCUUUGAAUAAGUUCGAAUGUGCAUUGAGAGAUGUUAGAGAUGUGUUGAGUAUCGAGCCAAACAAUGUCACAGCGUUGGAGAUUCAAGAUUCGGUGAAGAAGGCGACUGAAGAGAAGGGUUUAAACGUUGAAGGGACCGAAGUUGUUUUACCACCUCAAGAUACAGAGCCUUCUGCAUUGAAGAAGGUCAAAGUGUUGAAAGAGAAGUUGAAAAAGAGGAAGAGCAAUAGAAAUGAGAAAAAGGGUGCUGAAAACGUCAACCAGAGUAAGGCUGAAGGUGAAGAAGUCAAGGAAAUCAAGGUUGAAGAGGGUAAGGAUAGAAAGGUCGAAAAAGUUGGGGACAACAAGGUUAAGAGAGUUAGGGACAAGAGGAUUGGUCUGGUGGAAGUGAAGAAGGCGGAGGCUAAGGUAGUUGUUGAGGAUGAGAAUAGCAUUGAAGAAGAAAAAGCUGUCACGAGGUUGGUAAAAUUGGUUCUUAGGGAUGACAUAAGGUGGGCGCAUCUACCUAUUAGUUGUAGCGUUAGUUUAGUGAGGGAGAUAAUUCGGGACCGUUUUCCCGGCUUAGAGGGUGUGCUUAUCAAGUAUAAAGAUCGAGAAGGAGAUUUGAUCACCAUCACAACCACUGCCGAGCUGAGGCUGGCUGAGGCUUCCAGUGAUCCUCAAGGUUCUCUGAAACUGUAUCUUGUAGAAGUUAGUCCAGAUAAAGAGCCACUUUACAAGGAUUUCACAAGUGAUGGAUUUCCUGAGGCCAGUGGCUUAGUAUCUAGUGUUUCCAAGGAUGGUAAUGUGGGAAAAAUCGGGGAAGUAGAGAAAGUUACUACUUGUGUAGAGGACUGGAUUGUCCAGUUUGCAAGGCUCUUCAAGGAUCAUGUGGGAUAUGAUUCUGAUUCAUAUGUGGAUCUAUAUGAGCUAGGAAGGGAACUGUCGUCAGAAGCAAUUGAAGAAAUUGUUACAACUGAAAAUGCUCAAAAGCUUUUCGAUAUUGCUGGAGCAAAGUUCCAAGAGAUGGCUGCUUUAGGAUUGUUUAACUGGGGGAAUGUUCACUUGAACAAGGCAAGGAAAUGGGUGGUGUUUGCAGAAGAUGGAACCAAUGAAUCAAUAAAAGAGCAAGUGAAGACAGGAUAUCAAUGGGCAGAAAAGGAAUAUGUAAGCGCAGGGAUACAAUACGAAGAGGCUCUAAAGAUCAAGUCAGACUUGUUUGAAGGUUUUUUUGCGCUUGGACAGCAGCUGUUUGAACAAGCAAAGCUUUCAUGGUGCUACACGCUUGGGACCAAACCGAGUUUAGAGGUGGGGCCUCCUGCACAAAUCUUGGAGCUAUACAAUAAGGCUGAGGACAACAUGGAACAUGGAAUGCAGAUUUGGGAAGAAUUGGAGGAACAACGCCUAAAUGGAUUGAGCUUAUAUGAUAAAUAUAGAGACGACUUGAUAAAUUUGGGCUUGGAAGGGUUUCUAAAAGAUAUAUCUACUGAUGAGGAUGCAGAGCAAACUGCAAACUUGAGAUCUCAAAUGUAUAUCUUAUGGGGUACCUUGCUUUAUGAGCGAUCUAUUGUGGAAUUUAAGAUGGGUUUGUCAGCCUGGGAAGAAUCUUUGACAGCUUCAGUUGAAAAGUUUGAGCUUGCUGGAGCCUCACCAACAGAUCUAGCAAUACUUAUAAGGAACCAUUGCUCCAAUGGAACACCUUCUGAAGGUCUUGGUUCCAAAAUUGAUGAAAUAGUUCAAGCAUGGAAUGAGAUGUAUGAUGUUAAAAGGUGGCAGACUGGUGUUCCAUCUUUCAGGCUAGAACCACUCUUUCGGCAUCGGGUCUCAAAAGUACACUCUGUCAUGGAAAGUCUCUGAGACUUUCAUUCGUAUCUUUGGCAUUUCCUCACCACAAUUAAAAGACACCGUAUGAUUUAGACGUUGCUUAGAGCCCUAUGAUUGUCAAGUAAGAUUGCUAAUCCUUUUAACUUUUAUUAUGCUUUCUGUAUAAUUAGGAGUGACUGCAUACUAUUUUCAUCAACUAAUUGCUCAUGGUAGGGAUAUUGCAUGAUCAUCAGAUAUUUAUGCAGUAGUUGGUAUGAGUUGACUUUGUGCAGAAGAGGAAUAGGUCUUUAUGUGGUUAUUAACUGCAUAUCAUAAAAGGCAAUGCUAAUUUAUUAAUCAACAACAAUGCAAUGUUUAGCACUUGUCUGAAAGCUGUUUUAGAGGCAAUGUAGUGAGUGUGACAUUUUAUUUCGAUUGAAUGUAUUAAAUAUCAUCACAUCAACUAUACUAUUCAAAGAGUAAUAAAAGCAUUAGAAGGUUGUGAACAUUUAAAUACACUUGGGUGACGUUUGACACUCUUGUUCUGUUUCAUUUUUAGCUAAAUUCAUAAAUCUUACCCAUUUCAUUCGACCCGUUGAAGGUAAAAUAUAACCCAAGUUGACACAUUUUUAGGUAAAAUGGGUUGAAAUUUCAACCUCUAAUUCUCAUUUUACUUCAUCUAUCAUGUGUAGUGUAGAUGCUGCCUUUUGUUAGCCAAUAGUUUGCUCUAUACAUUCUGAAGCUUGUCAUCAUUUCAUCCUCCCUUUCAUCAAUUAAGAUGAUAUCAUCAGAGGAAAUAGUACACCAUGGUACAGCAUGAUGCAUGUUCUUGUUGAGCUUAUCCAUAACUAAAGCAAAUAGCCAAUGUUUUGCUCUUGUUUUUCAGAAAUCGAUGAUAAUCCAAUACAUGCCAUCUUACGAUGUUCA
This is a messenger RNA of Cynara cardunculus var. scolymus (artichoke), 3333 nucleotides long. RefSeq names its product protein PHOX1-like. Bases 247 to 2460 code for a protein of 737 amino acids. The record is from RefSeq and is a predicted model, not a curated record. Gene Ontology annotation, molecular function: protein binding. The transcript has 2 exons. Lineage: Eukaryota; Viridiplantae; Streptophyta; Magnoliopsida; Asterales; Asteraceae.